AUGAGCGAUGAUGCCACCGCAGACGUCAAGGAAGCAAGUGGCUUUCUGGACGUCAUCCAAGACAUGGUGGAUGACUGCCAGGAGGAACUUGAUGAAGUUGAGGAGAACCUGACGAAGCUGCCAAUGGUGGCAAUGCUUCUUCGCCAGGAGGUGGACAAAGAGGCGGCUGAAGCAUUGGCCAGCCUGGCACGAGUGCAUGUGGAGGCAACUGCCCACACGACCUACUUGAAUAGACCCAGAACUCUGUGGGUGCUGGAUCGCGAUGAUCAUCAAGACUCCAGUCCUGUCACGCCUGCGGUGCACCUUAGCGAAUUUGUUUUCCUGGUGAGUGAAGCCACGCAGCAUCUCCGCGUCGAAGACGGUCCGUGGGUAUGGCCACUGCAUGACAGUGAUGUGGCGGGAGCUAUCGCACUCAGUGAAGUUGCUGACGAGAGCUCGCCUCUUUGGCGCAAGGCGCUGUGGGCCUUGCGCAUCCUGGCACCACCGCACGGCUCCGUGCUGGAGAGGUGUGUGAUGGAGCACUAUGGGCGAGAGGCAGGCUACGUCUUUGCCUGGGCCAACCUCUUCACUCGCGCCUUAUGGCCCCUGGGCCUCGUGAUGCUCAUCUAUGGCCUCGCUGGGGUUGGGCCAGGCGCUGAGGGCACAGAAGCCAUCCCAUGGUACAGCAUGCAGCUGCUGCUGCUGGUCUGGGGCUUGAUCGUUACCGGCCUCAGCAGCUCUCGCAGCCCGGUUUGA
Molecule: messenger RNA, 735 nt
Organism: Effrenium voratum
Lineage: Eukaryota; Dinophyceae; Suessiales; Symbiodiniaceae
Source: the annotation of a GenBank genome assembly